Molecule: messenger RNA, 3528 nt
Organism: Beauveria bassiana ARSEF 2860
Lineage: Eukaryota; Fungi; Ascomycota; Sordariomycetes; Hypocreales; Cordycipitaceae
Product: carbamoyl-phosphate synthase arginine-specific large chain
Exons: 4
Coding region: 1-3528 (1175 amino acids)
Biological process (GO): UTP biosynthetic process; L-citrulline biosynthetic process; 'de novo' pyrimidine nucleobase biosynthetic process
Cellular component (GO): cytoplasm; cytosol
Molecular function (GO): metal ion binding; ATP binding; dihydroorotase activity
Source: RefSeq, a predicted model, not a curated record
AUGCCUCUCCCUGUCCCCAUGGCCGCCCUGGCUGGUCGAGCGCCGGCUCUGCUCCGACACGGACGCAGAAUUCCCCAGACGCUCGCCGCGCGCUCCUUUUCCUCGGCUGCCGUUGUCGGCGCCUCUGCCAGGCACUCAAUUCGCCUCCAGCAGGCCAAGCGAUGUACCCCGACCGCCGCCCUCCGCUGCUACAGCGCCAGCAGCUCCCAGGAAGGCCCAAACCCCAAGGCCUACCUCGAGAGCGGCGUCAUCAAGCCCAAGCAGACGGUUGAUGUGAAAAAGGUCCUCGUCAUUGGCAGCGGUGGUCUUGCCAUUGGUCAGGCCGGUGAAUUCGAUUACUCUGCUAACCCCUUCACCCCAGGUUCGCAAGCUCUCAAGGCUCUGAAAGAGGCCGGUGUAGCUUCCGUGCUCAUCAACCCCAAUAUUGCUACGAUUCAGACCAACCACUCCCUCGCCGAUGAGGUCUACUACCUGCCAGUCACCCCCGAAUACGUCUCCUAUGUCAUUGAGCGCGAGAAGCCCGACGGCAUCUUCCUCUCCUUUGGCGGACAGACCGCCCUCAACCUCGGUGUCCAGAUGGAGCGUCUCGGCCUCUUUGAAAAGUACGGUGUCAAGGUUCUCGGCACCAGCGUUCACACUCUAGAGCUCUCUGAAGAUCGCGACCUCUUCGCCAAGGCCCUCGAGGAGAUCAAUAUUCCCAUCGCAAAGUCCAUUGCCGUCGGCACCAUCGACGAGGCUCUCGACGCUGCCGACAAGAUUGGCUACCCCAUCAUUGUCCGCGCCGCCUACGCCCUCGGCGGUCUCGGCUCCGGCUUCGCCAACAACAAGGAGGAGCUGCGCAACAUGGCCGCCCGCUCCCUCACCCUCUCGCCUCAGAUCCUCGUCGAAAAGUCGCUCAAAGGCUGGAAGGAGGUCGAGUACGAAGUCGUCCGCGACGCCAACAACAACUGUAUCACCGUCUGCAACAUGGAAAACUUUGACCCCCUUGGAAUCCACACCGGCGACUCCAUCGUCGUCGCCCCCAGCCAGACGUUGAGCGACGAAGAGUACCACAUGCUCCGCUCCGCCGCCAUCAAGAUUGUCCGCCACCUCGGCGUCGUCGGCGAGUGCAACGUCCAGUACGCCCUGCAGCCCGACGGCCUCGACUAUCGCGUCAUCGAGGUCAACGCCCGUCUCUCCCGCUCCUCGGCCCUCGCUUCAAAGGCCACCGGCUACCCGCUCGCCUACACCGCCGCCAAAAUCGGUCUCGGCCACACCCUGCCCGAGCUGCCCAACGCCGUCACCAAGACCACCACUGCCAACUUUGAGCCUUCUCUCGAUUACAUUGUCACCAAGAUUCCUCGCUGGGAUCUCUCCAAGUUCCAGCACGUCAAGCGCGACAUUGGCAGCGCCAUGAAGUCGGUCGGCGAGGUCAUGGCCAUUGGCCGUACCUUUGAAGAGUCCUUCCAAAAGGCCAUCCGCCAGGUCGAUCCCCGCUUCGUGGGCUUCCAGGGCGACAAGUUUGACGACCUCGACUUUGAGCUGCAGAACCCCACCGACCGCCGCUGGCUCGCCGUCGGUCAGGCUAUGAUCCACGAAAACUACUCGGUCGACAAAGUCCACGACUUGACCAAGAUUGACAAGUGGUUCCUCUACAAGCUGCAAAACAUUGUCGACUGCACCCGCGAGCUUGAGGCUGCCGGCGGCCUCCAGGCCCUGCAAAAGGACCAGGUGCUCAAGGCCAAGAAGAUGGGCUUCUCUGAUCGUCAAAUCGCCAACGCUGUCAAGAGCACCGAGGACGAGGUCCGCGCGUACCGUCUUGGCUUCGGUAUCCGACCCUGGGUCAAGAGAAUCGACACGCUCGCCGCUGAAUUCCCCGCCAAUACCAACUAUCUCUACACCACGUACAACGGCUCUUCGCACGAUGUCACUUUUGAUGACAAUGGUACCGUCAUUCUCGGCUCUGGUGUUUACCGUAUCGGUAGCUCCGUCGAGUUUGAUUGGUGUGCCGUCAGCGCCACUCAGGCUCUCCGCGACAUGGGCGAAAAGACGAUCAUGAUCAACUACAACCCGGAGACUUACAGCACCGAUUUCGACACCGCCGACAAGCUCUACUUCGAGGAACUCAGCUAUGAGCGUGUCAUGGACAUUUACGAGCUCGAGGCUGCCAAGGGCGUCGUUGUAUCCGUUGGCGGCCAGCUUCCCCAGAACAUUGCUCUGCGCCUACAGGAGACUGGUGGGGCCAAGGUGCUCGGCACCGACCCCAAGGACAUCGACAAGGCCGAGGACCGUCAAAAGUUUUCCGAGAUUCUCGACAGCAUCGGCGUCGACCAGCCGGCCUGGAAGGAGCUCACGUCGGUCCAGGACGCCGAGGCAUUUGCCCGCGAGGUUGGCUACCCUGUGCUCGUGCGCCCCAGCUACGUCCUCUCGGGCGCCGCCAUGACCGUCAUCCGCAGCCAGGAGGACCUCAAGGACAAGCUCGAGGCGGCUAGCAACGUGUCGCCUGACCACCCCGUCGUCAUCACCAAGUUCAUCGAGGGCGCGCAGGAGAUUGACGUCGACGGUGUCGCCUCCAACGGCGAGCUCGUCAUCCACGCCGUCUCUGAGCACGUCGAGCAAGCUGGCGUCCACUCGGGCGACGCCACGCUUGUCUUGCCACCCGCCAACCUCGACGACAGCAUCAUGCAGCGCGUCAAAGAUAUCGCCCAAAAGGUCGCCAAGGCCUGGAAGAUUACCGGUCCCUUCAACAUGCAAAUUAUCAAGGCCGACAGCCCCGACGGCGGUGAGCCGCUUCUCAAGGUCAUCGAGUGCAACCUCCGCGCGUCGCGCUCGUUCCCCUUUGUCUCCAAGGUGCUCGGCGUCAACUUCAUCGAGGUGGCCACAAAGGCUCUCGCUGGCAAGAACGUGCCCGCCCCGACGGACCUUAUGGCCGUCGAGCGCGACUACCUUGCCACCAAGGUGCCGCAGUUUUCCUGGACGCGCCUCGCAGGCGCCGACCCCUUCCUCGGCGUCGAAAUGUCGUCGACGGGCGAGAUUGCCUGCUUCGGCAAGACCCUCGUCGAGGCCUACUGGGCGUCGCUUCAGUCCACCAUGAACUUCCGCAUGCCCGAGCCCGGUGAGGGCUUGCUGUUUGGCGGCGAGGUGAGCGAAAAGUGGCUGACGACCAUCGUCGACUACCUCGCGCCGCUUGGCUACAAGCUCUACGCCGCCGGCGACGACGUCAAGCAGCUGCUCGAGCGCGAGUGCAAGGGCAACGUCACCGUCGAGGUCAUUGAGUUUCCCACCGACGACAAGCGUGCCCUUCGCGAGGUGUUUAAGAAGUACGACAUUCGCGGCGUCUUUAACCUGGCGCUCGCCCGCGGCAAGACGACCCAGGACGUCGACUACGUGAUGCGCCGCAACGCCGUCGACUUUGGCGUCCCUCUGUUCAUGGAGCCCAAGACUGCUAUGCUCUUUGCCCAGUGCAUGAGCGAGAAGCUGCCCCGCUCCGAGGGCAUCCCCUCUGAGGUCCGUCGCUGGUCCGAGUUUAUCGGAGGCAAGCCUUUGUAA